GCUGAAAAAGGCCCCCUGCAACCUAGUGCCUAACCCUCCCUGGACUCAGGACCAGGAAGGAGUUGACACCCUGGAUGGUCAAGGGAGGCCCUCCCCAUCCAACCACCUGGCCUGGGCGUCCUCCCUCCCUGCCUCCUUUUUUCCUUUCACUGAAUUUGACUGGUAUUAGAAGUCACCCAAUGCGUACCAAGCAGGCCUUGUGGGGGAACACAGUGCACAGGUGUACCCAGCAGUCCAGAGGCCCCAGACCUGACUCCAGGAACCUGGCCUCCCUGGGGAAGCCACAGUGUCACUCACAGAAGGUUAGAUACAAGCAAGACUAUCUGAGGGAGGAAGGGGAAUGAGGGUUGAGAUGAGCUGGCAGAGCAGCUCCCCCUGCUGUGACAGUGGCAUCCUGACAGUGAGAUGUUCAGAUGAUGCUGCCCUCUGGUGGCCACUGGUGCCCUGCAACUCUUGAGGCCACGUGAUUUCUGGGAAAAAGCCGUUCCUGGAGGAGAAUUGAAACUUAGGGUGGGGACUGUAGAAAGGGGCGGAGAGAUCAGCCGCCUAGCCAGGAGUUAAGCUGAGGUUGUCUGAGUCCUGAGACAGCCUGGACAGCAACUCAGGUAAGGAUCAGGAUGGCAUCAGGCAGGGCACGCUGUACCCGAAAACUCCGGAACUGGGUGGUGGAGCAAGUGGAGAGCGGGCAGUUCCCCGGAGUGUGCUGGGAUGAUGCAGCUAAGACCAUGUUCCGGAUUCCCUGGAAGCAUGCAGGCAAGCAGGAUUUCCGGGAGGACCAGGAUGCUGCCUUCUUCAAGGCCUGGGCAAUAUUUAAGGGAAAGUAUAAGGAGGGGGACGCAGGAGGCCCCGCUGCCUGGAAGACUCGCCUACGCUGUGCACUCAACAAGAGUCCCGAAUUUGAGGAAGUUCCUGAGAGGGGCCGCAUGGAUGUUGCUGAGCCCUACAAGGUGUAUCGCCUGCUGCCACCAGGAACCCUCUCUGGAGGGACUCAGAAAUCACCAUCAAAACGACAGCACGGUUCUGUGUCUUCUGAGAGGAAGGAGGAAGAGGGUGCCAUGCAGAGCUGUACAUUCAGUCCCUCUGUGCUCCAGGACUCCCUCAAUAAUGAAGAGGAGGGAGCCAGUGGGGGAGCAGUCCAUUCAGACAUUGGGAGCAGCAGCAGCAGCAGCAGCCCUGAGCCACAGGAAGGUACAGACACAGCUGAGGCCCCCUUACAAGGGGAUCAGGUGUCCCUGGAGUUUCUGCUUCCUGCAGAGCCGGACUACUCACUGCUGCUCACCUUCAUCUACAACGGGCGCGUGGUGGGCGAGGCCCAGGUGCAGAGCCUGGACUGCCGCCUUGUGGCUGAGCCCUCAGGCUCUGAGAGCAGCAUGGAGCAGGUGCUAUUCCCCAAGCCUGGCCCACUGGAGCCCACGCAGCGCCUGCUGAGUCAGCUUGAGAGGGGCAUCCUAGUGGCCAGCAACCCCCGAGGCCUCUUCGUGCAGCGCCUUUGCCCCAUCCCCAUCUCCUGGAAUGCACCCCAGGCUCCACCUGGGCCAGGCCCGCAUCUGCUGCCCAGCAACGAGUGCGUGGAGCUCUUCAGAACUGCCUACUUCUGCAGAGACUUGGUCAGGUACUUCCAGGGCCUGGGCCCCCCACCCAAGUUCCAGGUAACACUGAAUUUCUGGGAGGAGAGCUGUGGCCCCAGCCAUACUCCACAGAAUCUUAUCACAGUGAAGAUGGAGCAGGCUUUUGCCCGACACUUACUGGAGGAGACUCCAGAGCAGCAGGCAGCCGUUCUGUCCCUGGUGUAGAGCCUGGGGGACCCAUCUUCCACCUCACUUCUUUGUUCUGCCUGUCUCCUUUGAAAUAGACUCAUUCUUCACAUGAUUGACCUGUCCUCCUCGUGAUAAUUCUCAGUGGUUGUCUGUGAUAGUUGUGUCCUUAAAAUCCUCGCACACACUGGCUGGUGGAGAACUCAAGGCUAAUAUUUUGUCCUUUCUUUUUAAAUUUUUUAUUUUUUGAAUUUUUGAGAUACACAACCUCUUUCAUCUGUAAGGGACUGGGAAAUCCAAAUGGUGUGAACCCAGGGGCUUUUCCCUCUUCCCCGACCUCCCAACUCUAAAGCCAAGCACUUUAUAUUUUCCUCUUAGUUAUUCACUAAGGAUUUAAAAUAAAAUUUUAUUGAAAGAGGAA
This is a messenger RNA of Sapajus apella (tufted capuchin), 2175 nucleotides long. It is a transcript of the gene IRF9, whose product is annotated as interferon regulatory factor 9. The transcript is spliced from 9 exons. Gene Ontology annotation, biological process: immune system process; regulation of transcription by RNA polymerase II. Gene Ontology annotation, molecular function: protein binding; RNA polymerase II cis-regulatory region sequence-specific DNA binding; DNA-binding transcription factor activity, RNA polymerase II-specific. Bases 618 to 1793 code for a protein of 391 amino acids. Gene Ontology annotation, cellular component: nucleus. The record is from RefSeq and is a predicted model, not a curated record. Lineage: Eukaryota; Metazoa; Chordata; Mammalia; Primates; Cebidae.